AUGUUGACAACGUACGUUGCUUGCUUUCGAAUGCCGAAAAUUAUGAGUGAAGACAUUUUUGAAAUUCUACUCUGGAAACAACUACGGUUACUUCACGAGGAAGAUGUCAACAAUGGGAUGAAAUGGGCUAAGGAUUAUUCUGACGAUCCGAUAAAUGCGCAAUUUGGUUUUAGUAUUGGUCAACGUGCAUUUUUCGUUGUUGGUCUACAUCCGAAUAGUUCGCGAAAAGCUCGGCAAUUUCUAGUACCAGCAAUUGCUUUUAAUUCGCACAAUCAGUUUACGAAUUUGCGACGAUUGAAGGUGUUAACUGAAAUAAGACAAGUUACUCGAAAUAAUGAUCAACAUCAAAAUGGAUCGAUUAAUCCGAAUUUGAUCCCGAAUGAUGAAAAUUCAAGUGCUUUUGAAUACUCGGGCAAGCGUAUUCAGCCGGACUGGAUACCCGACUUCAAAUCGUUGCAUCCAAAAAUCGAUCUACUUUGA
Rotaria sp. Silwood2 is the source of this 480-nucleotide messenger RNA. The record is from the annotation of a GenBank genome assembly. Lineage: Eukaryota; Metazoa; Rotifera; Eurotatoria; Philodinida; Philodinidae.